AUGACAUUUCUUUCAAAUAUGUUACGUGAAGAAGGUGGUUAUGAAUAUAAAAAGGCAAUUGUUAAUACAAUUAUUUCAAUUGUUGAAGAAAACCCUGAAGCAAAAGAAGCAGAUUGUGAACAUACAUCAUUAGCUACUCGUAUUAUUCAUUUAUUGGGUCGUGAAGGACCUCGUACAACAACACCAGCAAAAUAUAUUCGUUAUAUUUAUAAUCGUGUUAUUCUUGAAAAUGCACCUGUUCGAGCUGCUGCUGUAAGUGCAUUAGCUAAAUUUGGUGCAGCUUCAGAAGAUUUAUUACCAAAUAUUUUGGUACUUUUACAACGAACAACACUCGAUCAAGAUGAUGAAGUUCGUGAUCCAAUGAAUGUAUCAUUAUCAUCACUUGAACGUCUUUUACAUCGUUAUACAAUUGAACCAACGACAAAACCAUUUGAUGUUCGAUCUGUACCUGUUGAAGCAGUUCCGGUUGCACAACCUAAAGAUAUUAGUAUUGGUGUUGGUCUUUCACGUCCAGGAAUUGAAUCGAAAACAAAUCGAGAAGAUACUUAUGAUGAACAAUUAUCUGCUAUACCAGAAUUUGCUCAUUUGGGUCCAAUAUUCAAAUCAUCAUUACCAGUUGAUUUAACUGAAAGUGAAGUUGAAUAUGUUGUACGAUGUAUAAAACAUAUUUUUAGUCAUUAUAUUGUUUUUCAACUUGAAGAUAUUGAAAUAACAGUUAGUGAUCAUGUACAAAAAAUACUUAAACCAAAUUGGUCUGCUUCAUGGGAAGAAAUUGGAGCUGAAAAUGAACUUGAAGAUACAUAUACAUUAUCAAUUCCAACACUUGAAGAAUGUGUGAAGAAAAUAAUAAAUUAUAUGGGAAUGCAAGCUUGUGAACGAUCAGACAAAAUUCCAGAAGGCAAAGCAUCACAUGCACUUUAUUUAGCGGCUGUCUAUCAUGGUGGACAUGAUGUACUUGUUCGAGCAAAAAUGGCAUUAGGUGGUACAACAGUAGAUCCAGGAGCACAAGCUAUUACCAUGCAAUUAACAAUACGUUCGACAGAUGAACCAGCUGUGCAAGUUAUUGCUUCAGCAGUCGAAUAA
This is a messenger RNA of Rotaria sp. Silwood1, 1083 nucleotides long. NCBI's taxonomy places the organism in Eukaryota, Metazoa, Rotifera, Eurotatoria, Philodinida, Philodinidae. The record is from the annotation of a GenBank genome assembly.